UCAGAGCUUCGUGCUUUACAAGCAAAAGUCCGGAAAUACAGAAACAAAGGGACCUGCUGUGAAAUCGAAGCAUUUCUUUUCUCAGUAAAUAAUUUGUCCUUACAGAGCAAUAAUGGUGAACUGCUGUGGUCUGUUAACUGCGCGAAAAGAACCAGUUCCUCUAAAGAGCAUCGAGGUGGAGCUGCAGGUGAGGGACCAUGUAGCUACAGUGGUUUCCACUCUGAACUACGAGAACAAGGAGGACAAACCAGUAGAAGCUGUUUUUGUCUUCCCUCUGCCUGGAGAUGCAGCUGUGUGUCAUUUCAGUGCAAAGGUUGGACAGACACAUAUUGUAGCUGAAGUGAAGGAGAAACAGCAGGCUCGAGAGGAGUAUGAUGAUGCUUUGAGCUCUGGUCAGCAGGCCUUCCUGUUGGAGGAGAGUGAUCAGAGUCCAGAUAUAUUCUCUCUGAGUGUGGGCAGUCUGCCUCCAGGAGAGAGCGCCUCCAUCAGGCUGGAGUACGUCACUGAGCUGGCUGUGCAGGCUGAUGAUGGGCUGAGGUUCUGUCUGCCUGCUGUCCUCAAUCCUCGCUACCAACCUCAGGGUAGCGAAGAUGUCAGUGUCCAGGUGACCUCAGUUCCAGCCUCUCUGGUUCCCUACAGUCUGUCCUUUUCUGCCCGAGUCUCCUCUCCUCGUCCAGUCUCUAAAGUAGAGUCCAGUUGUUCCCUGGAGCCUCUUCAGUACCUCAACACUGAUCAGACACAGGCCAUGGUUAAGUUGGCUGCAGGACACAAGUUUGACAGAGAUGUUGAGCUGCUGAUUUAUUACAAAGAUGCCCACCAGCCCACUGCUGUGGUGGAGGCAGGACAGGCCUCUGCAAAGCCUGGAACUCUGAUGGGUGAUCCAGUGGUGAUGGUGAGCUUGUACCCUGAGUUCCCCCAGUCUGUGAUGUCCUCACUCGCCUCAUGUGGGGAGUUUGUGUUCUUAUUGGAUCGAUCGGAAAGUAUGGACUGUUCCAUCAAUAACAGCAAGCAGGAAGAAACUCCCAUUAGCAGUGCAAGGGACACUCUGCUGCUCCUGUUGAAGAGUUUAUCAAUGGGCUGCUACUUCAAUAUCUACAGUUUUGGGUCCAGAUUUGAACACAUCUUCCCUAAAAGUGUAAAGUACAAUGAGAAGAGCAUGAAGAAGGCUCUGAAGAAAGUUGAGGAGAUGCAGGCUGACCUGGGAGGAACAGAGAUCCUUAAGCCCCUCGAACACAUUUACAAGCAGCCCUGCAUUCCCAAGCAGCCCAGACAGGCAAAACCACUUCCAAUCAGGAGUGAGCAGUUCUUUUACUGCCUUCAUUGCUGUCAACAAAGACAGUGGCGAGUCGAUUCAAGGACCUCUGGCACGCAGAAAUAUUCCAACACCAGGGUUUUAUGCACAGAUGUUGUGUAGUUCUGCAGGGAUGGAUUCAGGUCCAGUUCCCAUGAUGGCCUUUGCUGCGGCUCCACCAGUUUUCUAUGAUUCUGCUGAUGUGGUGUAUGAAUCAACAGAACUUUUGGAAACCUAUCAUUUUGCUGACUUGACUGAAAGU
Molecule: messenger RNA, 1553 nt
Organism: Melanotaenia boesemani (Boeseman's rainbowfish)
Lineage: Eukaryota; Metazoa; Chordata; Actinopteri; Atheriniformes; Melanotaeniidae
Product: von Willebrand factor A domain-containing protein 5A-like
Exons: 13
Coding region: 113-1414 (433 amino acids)
Source: RefSeq, a predicted model, not a curated record